AUGGGUGGUUCUAUGGCACUCGACAAAUUUUCGAUUCCACAACAGCACCCCUCGAAGAUCUGUUGCAGCGUGAUAACAUGGGUCCUCCUUAGAGCAAAGUUCCCACCUUCAAGUAGCCACCCAUUUCUCCCGGCCAUUUCUUCCCGUCCCAAAACCAAGGUCCUCCUUUCAAACCCAAACACACGUUCACUCCACCCUUUUGAGCAGAAUUCCUUGGUUUUCUCUCAAGGGUCUACCUCUGAGGCUAUCCGAUUCUUCGCCCUUUGUCAGUCUUCAUUCUUGUCUGUGGAAGGGGAUGAAUACAGUGAGACACAAAAACCCGCCUACCUUCCGAGUGUAACACAACUCAUCCAUGAAGAGAUUUCGAAUCUUACUAAGUAUUUAAUCCAAGAUAUCGGUAGCGAUUUGACCUUCUGCAUAAAGAACGUGAAUGAAGAUUUGAGCGGGGCAUUUAAUUUUACAAAUAAUAUUGAUUUCAUUACUACCUGUAUCAAGAAAACAAAAGGAGAUGUCACCCAGAGACUAUGUACAGCAGCAGAAAUAAAAUUUUACUUCAAUAGCCUAUUUUCGAAGGGGGGCAAAACCGGUCUUGUAAAAGUUAAUAAGAACUGCAAUUUGAAAUCUUGGAUUUCCGGAUGUGAACCAGGAUGGGGUUGUUUUGCUAACCCAGACCAGAAGUUUGAACUAAAAGAUGAAAAUAACAUGCCUUCCAGGACCACAGACUGUCAACCUUGUUGCGAAGGAUUCUUUUGCCCUAGAGGUCUUGCUUGCAUGAUACCAUGCCCUUUAGGUUCUUAUUGUCCACUAGCAACGCUGAAUAAAUCAACAGGAGUUUGUGACCCAUAUAAUUACCAAAUUCCUCCUGGAAUGCCAAAUCACAGUUGCGGUACUGCAGAUAUUUGGGCCGAUGUCGGAAGUAGUAGUGAUAUUUUCUGUUCACCAGGAUCAUACUGCCCUAAUACCCUUGAUAAAGUUUCUUGCAGUGAGGGGCAUUACUGCAGAAAGGGUUCCACUACCCAAAUUUCUUGCUUCAAAUUAACCACCUGCAAUCCAAAUACUUCGAACCAGAAUAUUCACGGUUAUGGAAUCAUGGUUUUCGUUGGACUCGGUCUUCUGCUGCUCAUUAUUUAUAAUUUCUCUGAUCAAGUUAUUACUACCAAAGAAAGAAGACAGGCUAAAUCCCGAGAAGCAGCAGCAAAGCAUGCGCGUGAAACUGCACAAGCUAGGGAAAGGUGGAAUGCGGCAAAAGAAGUUAUGGCAAAGGGGGGUUGGCAGGAGCACCUUUCAAGGACAUUUUCUCGAGCAAAAUCAAAAAAGCGAAUUGAACAGCAGAAGGCAUCGGGUGCAAUACCACAACCGCUAUCCGAGGAAGCACCAAAAGGUUCAAAAGAAAAGAAUAAGGAACCAGGCAACCUCACAAAGAUGUUGCAUUCCCUUGAAGAUGAUCCCAAGAGUCAUGAAGGUUUUGAUGUGAGUAUUGGUGGGAAAAAUGUGAAAAAACAACCUCCAAAGGGUAAAGACAUGCAUACGCAAAGUCAAAUUUUCAAGUAUGCCUAUGGUCAAAUUGAGAGGGAAAAAGCACAGCAGACACAGAACAAGCACUUGACCUUCUCAGGAGUAAUUUCCAUGGCUAUGGAUCACAAUAUCCGGAGCAGGCCUAUGAUUGAGAUUUAUUUUAAGGAUCUAACCCUUAGUUUGAAGAAGAACCACAAACAUCUGCUCAGGUGUGUCACUGGGAAACUCAGUCCUGGCCGUGUAUCCGCAGUUAUGGGCCCAUCAGGAGCCGGGAAAACUACGUUUCUCUCUGCUUUGACAGGGAAAACUGCAGCUGGAUGCGCUGUUACAGGCCUGAUUCUUGUGAAUGGAAAAAACGAACCUAUCCAAGCAUAUAGGAAAAUUAUUGGAUAUGUGCCUCAAGAUGAUAUAGUGCAUGGGAACUUGACAGUAGAGGAGAACCUUCAAUUCAGUGCAAGGUGCAGACUAGCUGCGGACCUGCCUAAAGCCGAUAAAGUUUUAAUUAUUGAAAGGGUUAUUGAGUCCUUGGGACUACAGGCAGUAAGGGAUUCACUUGUUGGGACAGUGGAGAAGCGAGGGAUCUCCGGAGGGCAGAAAAAACGUGUAAAUGUUGGACUAGAGAUGGUUAUGGAACCUUCUUUAUUGAUCUUGGAUGAGCCUACUACUGGUUUAGAUAGUUCUUCAUCACAGUUGCUCCUUCGAGCUCUUCGACGUGAAGCUCUUGAAGGAGUAAACAUCUGCAUGGUACUUCACCAACCAAGCUCUACCCUGUUCAAGAUGUUUGAUGAUUUAAUACUUUUAGCCAAAGGUGGUCUGGUUGCAUAUCUUGGACCUGUGAAGAAGAUUGAAGAAUACUUUUCCAGCAUAGGGAUCGACGUACCUGACCGUGUUAAUCCUCCAGACCACUUAAUCGACAUUCUGGAAGGGAUUGAGAAGCCAGCAACAGUGACCCGUGAACAGCUUCCUGUCCGAUGGAUGCUACACAAUGGCUAUCCAAUUCCCGUAGAUAUGCUCGAUUUGACUGAAGGACUUUCAACACCCUCCGGUUCAAAUCCAAAUACUUCUGGUGGUCAUGAUGGAGGACAAUCAUUUUCUGCAGAAAUGCCUGAAGAUUCAAAGAGUAGUCUCUCGAUCUCGAAAUCUAAAGACUUAUCAAACAGAACAACACCGGGUAUAUAUCGCCAGUACAAAUACUUCCUUGCCAGGGUUCUUAAACAGAGACUAAGAGAAGCUCAGAUGCAAGCCAUCGAUUUAAUGAUCCUACAACUUGCCGGAGCCUGCUUAGGAACUCUUGCAAAAGUCACGGAUGAAACACUUGAUGACAGCGGCUACACAUUUUCAGUCAUUGCCGUGUCACUGUUAUCGAUGAUCGCAGCAUUGAGAUCGUAUUCGCUCGAUAAAUUAGAGUACAAAAGGGAGACGGAAGCCGGGAUCAGCCGUCUAGCUCAUUUUCUAGCCAAAGACACGAUCGAUAUGUUCAACGUGAUUAUAAAACCAGUGGCGUAUUUAUCAAUGUUCUACUUCUUCAACAAUCCAAGAUCAACCUUUCAAGAUAACUAUGUCAUACUGACGUGCCUUGUUUACUCUGUCACUGGUAUGGCUUACGUAUUAGCCAUUGCCUUUGAACCUAGUGUGGCCCAACUGUGGGCAGCGCUUGUUCCUGUUGUUUUGACCCUAGUUGCAACCCAGGGAAAAGAUAGUAUAGUUCAGCAAUAUUUUGGCAGAUUUUGCUACACCAAAUGGGCUCUGGAAGCUUUUGUCAUUGCAACUGCUGAAAGGUACUCUGGAGUUUGGCUAUUAACUCGUUGCAAAUCGUUGGAAGGUGGGGGUUAUAGUCUCCAUGACUACCCUAUUUGUUUAUUUGUCCUUGUUGUCAAUGGCGUUAUCGCACGCAUUGCAGCUUUCGUCAUACUUGUAACCAGAUGA
This is a messenger RNA of Hibiscus syriacus, 3441 nucleotides long. RefSeq names its product putative white-brown complex homolog protein 30. The transcript has 16 exons. Gene Ontology annotation, molecular function: ABC-type transporter activity; ATP hydrolysis activity; ATP binding. Lineage: Eukaryota; Viridiplantae; Streptophyta; Magnoliopsida; Malvales; Malvaceae. The record is from RefSeq and is a predicted model, not a curated record. Bases 1 to 3441 code for a protein of 1146 amino acids.